AUGUGCGCAUUGUGUCACAGUGUAAUAUCACACUUUCAAGAUUCGAAAUUAAAAGACCCUAAGGGAUUUAAAGAAGUAGGUUUAUAUAUUGUUAUUUGUAAGCUUAUAUAUUUUUUAUUACAUGUUUUUUAGAGGAAUAUGGGUACAGUAGAGCAAGAUGGGGUUGAGUGUAUAGAGCAAAGUAAAUUUUGUUAUAAAUUUGUUUUUUUCAGGACCUUUUAAUGUCAUGCACGUUACUAAGGACUCCAGAAGACAUUGACAAAUGUCGUGACCAGAUUGACGAUGAGAAACUGAAAACAUUGGACACAAAGUCAGUGGAACAGAUAUGCGAAGAACAAAAAAUGUGCAAAAAGAACGAAAAACCUCGAGAGUUUCGAACAACGAUGGAAAUGAAAACACAAACACCUAUUAGUGCCAAUGUCGAAACGGCAUUUUACACCAACAAACAUGGCGACAGUAAUGGGUACAAACAGUUCAAUGGAGUGGAAGUCAAUGGUAAAUUUUUUUGAAAAAUUAGAAAAUUUCAAACAAAAUUUUCAAAAAUGUAAAAUUGUUUUACUUAUAAUAUUUACUUUCAAUAAAACUCUGUUUUCAGCGCCUCUUCUGAGCACGAUACUAUUCUGCACGUUAGCAAUUUUACUGCGGUAG
Molecule: messenger RNA, 648 nt
Organism: Bursaphelenchus okinawaensis
Lineage: Eukaryota; Metazoa; Nematoda; Chromadorea; Rhabditida; Aphelenchoididae
Source: the annotation of a GenBank genome assembly